Messenger RNA from Homalodisca vitripennis (glassy-winged sharpshooter), 1107 nucleotides. Its product is annotated as mucin-5AC-like. Lineage: Eukaryota; Metazoa; Arthropoda; Insecta; Hemiptera; Cicadellidae. The transcript has a single exon. The coding region runs from base 1 to 1107 and encodes 368 amino acids. The record is from RefSeq and is a predicted model, not a curated record.
AUGGAAUACAUCGAGGGAAGUGCUCCGGCACCCCCUGACGGAGAAUCAAGCCUCCCGGGGCCACUGGCUGCUCUCCUGGAUGCCUGCGCGGCUUCCAAAGACAGUUUCAGUUUUGGCGCCCCAAAAGGCCUUUCUAAAGGCCACUUUGAACUUUCUUCGGAAAGUCAUUCUGAAGCCCGGACUGCGGUUCCUGCUGCCCCAGCGACCUCCCACGGCCCGUUGGAGACCAGGAGCAGCCUGCCAGCACCCGCUGCCCAGCCUGCGGCGAAGUUGAAAAACUUCGCCCAAAAAGGCCUUCUUAAAGGCCACUUUAGCCGAUCUGCGAAGACCGGCCCAGUGACCCGCCCGACGGUUCCUGCCGCCACGGGGUGCUUCCCAGGACACGAGGAGGCCACCCUGACCCUGCCCGAGUCAACUACAGCGACAGCGGCGAUGUUCAGCGACAUCGCCAAAAAAGGCCUUAUUAAAGGCCACUUCAGCCAAUCGGCGGAUUCCGGCACUGCGGCCUGCCUGACGACUCCAGCUACCUCAGGAGCCUCCCCUGGACUUCAGGAGCCAGUCCAGACUCCUCCGAUGGCCGCUGCCCUGCCUUCUACGGACUUAGCAGUACAAGGUAAUUAUAGCCUUCCACAAGGCAAUAACCCACCUGGGACAGGAGAUCAGGGCCCAGGUGUAGUCCGGAAUACCCCGGAGACCAGCCAUGGUGCGGUCACAAACGGCCAGGGAGCCCUGAGCCGGUCGGACGUCUGCUCCGCAAACUCAAUGCCGAACAGGCAGGCGACGACCGACUCAGCCCUUCCCUCCAAGUGCCGUAGAACGGCGGGCGAUGAGAUGGAGGUUGUGAGAGAGCCUCGCAUCCCGCCCGUUGUUCUUGGUCCCGAAAGGGUGGGCCAGUCAUGCCGUCACCUUGAGGCAGCUACUGAGUGGCGACCUGGAGGCGGUGUGUACAGCCAGGACUCUUCGUCUGAAGACGUCGACGGUGGCCCACUUCAGGGCUCUCCAGCGAUAUCUCCAUGGCGAGGGGAUAUUAUUCCACACCUUCUCGCUCGCCAGCGAGAGGCUGCUGAAGGUUGUCAUCAAGGGUCUGCCUUCCACUCUGACGUCUGA